AUGGCAAUUAAGGUGGCGGCAAAACCACCGCAAAAAACAAAGAGAAAGGCAGAGUUGGAAGAUAUUACCAACAGUAACUUGAAAAAGAUUCGCCCCAACUACAAGAAGCAUCAGCAGGAGAGAUCUCCACCCCCAUCUGACACACAAACACUGUCGCCUCCAAGACCGCGGCAGAAAUCGGUUACGUUUGAACUUUCUAAUAAUCGCCACUAUGAGAACUCGCCGUUGUUGACUCCCAAGGACGAGGAGGACGACUUUGAAGAACAGCAGGCGAGCUUGGAACGCAGCCGCCAUGAUCCUCAUAAUCUUCAGAACAACGCCGAUUACGUGGCACUUACAUCGUCACUCCGGGUACUUCAAGCACACAAGGAACGUAUCGAGAAUGAUAUCCGCGAGUUGGAGACGCUCCGGCUACAAAACGACGAACAAACCCGCGAUUUUUUCCUAAAGUUGGUCAAGGGCGACCUCAAGUUGCCGCGGCCAGCGCGGGUGUUGACGGCGCCGGUGGUGGACUGGAGUCGAUAUCAUCAUAGCCUUGGCGACGUUCAGCAGUGCUUGAACGGGCGGGGCGAAAAACCCAUGUUUCGGACGCUCAAUUUGUUCCGAACAUGA
Meyerozyma guilliermondii ATCC 6260 is the source of this 612-nucleotide messenger RNA. RefSeq lists its product as uncharacterized. The transcript has a single exon. The record is from RefSeq and is a predicted model, not a curated record. Lineage: Eukaryota; Fungi; Ascomycota; Pichiomycetes; Serinales; Debaryomycetaceae. Bases 1 to 612 code for a protein of 203 amino acids.